Messenger RNA from Suncus etruscus (white-toothed pygmy shrew), 1119 nucleotides. RefSeq names its product protein arginine methyltransferase 6 (gene PRMT6). Gene Ontology annotation, biological process: peptidyl-arginine methylation. The record is from RefSeq and is a predicted model, not a curated record. Gene Ontology annotation, molecular function: protein-arginine N-methyltransferase activity. The transcript has a single exon. Lineage: Eukaryota; Metazoa; Chordata; Mammalia; Eulipotyphla; Soricidae. The coding region runs from base 1 to 1119 and encodes 372 amino acids.
AUGUCGCUGUCGGUGAAGAGGAAGCUGGAGUCGGGGGGCGACGACGAUGGCGAGGAAGACGGCGGCGGAGAAGAGCGGGCAGCGCCAAUAUUCCCUCUUCGGAGGACGAAAGGCGAACGGGAUCAGCUGUAUUACGAAUCCUACUCGGAUAUCUCGGUCCACGAGGAGAUGUUGUCGGAUCGCGUCCGCACCGACGCCUACCGCCAGGCCAUUCGGCACAACCAGGCCGCGCUGCAGGGCAAGACGGUGCUGGACGUGGGCGCGGGCACGGGCAUCCUCAGCAUCUUCUGCGCCCAGGUGGGAGCCCGGAGAGUGUACGCCGUGGAAGCCAGCGCCAUCUGGCAGCAGGCCCAGGAGGUGGUGAAGCUCAAUGGCCUGGAAGAUCGCGUGCAAGUCCUGCCUGGCACUAUGGAGACGGUGCAACUGCCCGAGCAAGUGGACGCCAUCGUGAGCGAAUGGAUGGGCUACGGCUUGUUGCACGAAUCCAUGCUGAGCUCGGUGCUGCAUGCCAGGACCAAGUGGCUCAAAGAAGGAGGCUUGCUCCUGCCGGCCUCUGCAGAUCUCUUCUUGGCCCCCAUCAAUGAUCACAUGCUGGAGCUGCGCCUGGGAUUUUGGAGCCAGGUGAAGCAAAGCUACGGCGUGGACAUGAGCUGCUUGGAGAGCUUCGCCACGCGCUGUCUCAUGGGCCGAUCUGACAUCGUGGUGGAGAGUCUCAGCGGGGAAGAUGUGCUGGCCCGGCCUCAAAUGGUGGCCCAGCUCAAUCUGGCCCAUCUGGGCCUGGAGCAAGAAUUGCAGACUGGAGUGGGUGGGCGCUUCAGCUUCAGCAGCUACGGUUGUGCACCCUUGCAUGGCUUUGCACUCUGGUUCCAAGUGACUUUCCCCGCAGGGGAUGCUGAAAAGCCUUUGGUGCUGUCCACUUCUCCCUUCCAGCAGGCCACGCACUGGAAACAGGUCCUCCUCUACCUCAACGAGCCUGUGCAAGUGGAGCAAGACACUCAGAUUACAGGGGAGGUCACGCUGCUGCCCGCUCUGGAUAAUCACCGGCUCCUGCGGGUGCAAUUGCGUUACAAAGUGGACGAUCAGGAAGAACAAACCAAAGACUUUGCCAUGCCCGAGUGA